Schistosoma spindalis is the source of this 2297-nucleotide messenger RNA. NCBI's taxonomy places the organism in Eukaryota, Metazoa, Platyhelminthes, Trematoda, Strigeidida, Schistosomatidae. The record is from the annotation of a GenBank genome assembly.
CUUGUUCAGACCGAAUGUCUUAUGUUUAAUCCAAACUGCUUAGCCAUACUUUCGGUACUCUAUUUACCCCAUACAUUUUCCAUUCAUUAAAUUAUUAACAGCCAUGUGGUCAUGUGCGAUACCCUGGUUACAUUUCAAUUUACGUAUAUAAUGUGAUACAUUGUUUUGGUGGUUCCGUAGUUGACUUGCCGAAUUAUCAUGCUAACGACAGGAGUUUACCUUAACUGUAUGGUUUUGCUCUAAUUAGUAAUUUUUGUCCCAUUGUAUUUAAUUGUAGCUUCAUUAUUUACAUUACAGAAAUAUGCAUCAUUUCUUGCCACAAAUCACUGUGUUUAGUUCUUAUUCAUUAAUCCACCCUUAGAUGUUUCUUUUAAAAUCUUUAUUUACUGAAUAUUGUUGUGUUCUGUAUGUUAACAAUUUUAUUUCCAGGUGAUAUGGAACAGUCUUUGCGGGAGCUCAGGUUAGAAAAUGGCAGUCGUGAAAGUAAUUACGGAUAUGUUUACGCUGUGUCAGGUCCUGUUGUCACCGCAUCAUCCAUGGCUGGUUCUGCUAUGUACGAGUUAGUUCGUGUUGGACAUGAUGAAUUGGUUGGAGAAAUUAUUCGUUUGGAAGGUGAUCUGGCCACUAUUCAGGUGUAUGAAGAAACAUCUGGUGUAACUGUAGGUGAUCCUGUCCUUAGAACUGGUAAACCUUUAUCAGUUGAACUUGGACCUGGGAUUGUCAACAAUAUUUUCGACGGUAUUCAACGCCCUUUAAAAGGCAUUUGUGAUCUAACUAGUUCGAUAUAUAUUCCUAGGGGUGUAAAUGUUCCUGCAUUAGAUCGUAAAGUGGAAUGGGAAUUUAUUCCGACGCCAGGUUUAAAGCCUGGAAUGCAUAUAACUGGUGGAGAUAUUUAUGGUAUAGUGCCUGAAAAUACUUUAGUUCAACAUCGAAUCAUGCUUUCACCUAAAGCCCAAGGUACAGUGAGAUGGAUUGCUCCGACUGGACAUUACACAUUAUCGGAUAAAAUAUUGGAAAUAGAAUUCGAUGGACAAAUCAGCCAGCAUACUAUGUUACAAGUAUGGCCAGUACGUCAACCUCGUCCAGUAGCUGAAAAACUACCUGGUAAUCAUCCACUUUUAACUGGCCAACGAAUUUUGGACGCUUUAUUUCCAUGUGUUCAAGGAGGAACUACUGCAAUUCCUGGAGCAUUUGGUUGUGGUAAAACUGUUAUUUCUCAAUCAUUAUCAAAAUACUCUAAUUCGGAUAUUAUUGUUUAUGUUGGUUGUGGUGAACGUGGCAAUGAAAUGUCAGAAGUUUUGCGUGAUUUCCCAGAGUUAACAGUUGAAGUUAAUGGAAAACAAGAAUCAAUUAUGCAACGUACAGCUCUUGUAGCAAAUACAUCUAAUAUGCCUGUAGCUGCUCGUGAAGCAUCAAUUUAUACAGGGAUUACAUUGUCAGAAUAUUUUCGUGAUAUGGGUUAUAAUGUUAGUAUGAUGGCUGAUUCAACUAGUCGUUGGGCUGAAGCACUACGUGAAAUCUCUGGUCGAUUAGCUGAAAUGCCUGCAGAUUCCGGUUAUCCAGCUUAUUUAGGUGCACGUCUUGCAAGCUUUUAUGAACGUGCUGGUCGUGUACAUUGUCUUGGUGGUCCAGAUUUACGUUAUGGAUCAGUUGGUAUUGUCGGUGCUGUAUCUCCACCUGGUGGUGAUUUUGCUGAUCCUGUCACAUCAGCCACAUUGAGUAUUGUACAGGUAUUUUGGGGAUUAGAUAAGAAACUAGCUCAACGUAAACACUUUCCUAGUGUUAAUUGGCUUAUAUCCUAUUCAAAAUACUUACGUGUACUGGAUGAUUAUUUUGAUCGAAAUUUUCCAGAAUUUGUUUCAUUAAGAACUAAAAUGCAAGAAAUUUUACAAGAAGAAGAAGAAUUAUCUGAAAUUGUACAAUUAGUUGGUAAGGCAUCUCUAGCAGAAGCAGAUAAAAUUACACUAGAAGUUGCACGUAUUAUUAAAGAUGAUUUCCUUCAACAAAAUGGUUAUUCAUCGUAUGAUAGAUUUUGUCCAUUUUAUAAAACUGUUGGCAUGAUGAAAAAUAUUAUCGCUUUCUAUGAUCAAGCUAGACAUGCUGUUGAAGUAACUGCUCAAUCUGAUCGCCGUGUUACAUGGGCAUUGAUACGUGAAGCUAUGGGUCAAACAAUUUAUAAAAUUUCUAGUAUGAAAUUUAAAGAUCCUUCAGCUGAUGGAAAGGAUAAAAUACUACGAGACUAUGAUGAAUUAUAUGAAGAGAUAUCAUCUGGUUUUAGAAAUCUAGAGGAUUUAUAA